This is a messenger RNA of Magallana angulata, 2561 nucleotides long. RefSeq lists its product as uncharacterized. The record is from RefSeq and is a predicted model, not a curated record. The coding region runs from base 160 to 1008 and encodes 282 amino acids. The transcript has 6 exons. Lineage: Eukaryota; Metazoa; Mollusca; Bivalvia; Ostreida; Ostreidae.
CUUGAGUGUUAUUUACGUCACUGAAACGGGUAUAGAAAUAUAGGCCAGGUACCAUUUUAAAUUUAUGAUUUCGAAAUAUUUAAACUGCCGGGUAUGCAGUUCCGAGUUCGAGUGCAUGUGAUGAUUAGUCAUACAAGUUUACUUUGAAAAGACCUAAAAAUGGGGAACAUUAGUGGAUCUGGACUGGGAGUACUGUCUUUUCUUGCUAUCUUUAUGUGUCUCUCAGAAGUGCUAGUUGAUGCUGUAACUUCAUCCUCGUACGAAUUUGGAGAGGAUUGCUUUUCGAGCAAUGGAGGAUUGAAAGAAGACGCAAAAAUAAUCGUGCGAUACGAAGGGAAAACAGUUUCCAUUUGCGACUACUUUUCCUUUGAACCAGCUUCAUCAACAGAGACUGGAAUUAGCUACAAACUCUGUGUUAGACCUUUAAACUUUACAGACCCUGAUUGUUCUGUGCAGUUGGAGAUGAAAUCCACUUACUUUGGCUCCAGAUUGCAUACUAUCACCUGUUAUACAGGAACCACGACCAACUUUUGUGGUGAUGAAGACAAUGAUCUUUAUAUAUAUUUCAAAGAACGUGGCUAUACAUCGACAUAUAAUGCCAGAUUUAUGCUUCAGGUCUACGCUCAAAGAGUAGAUAAUAGCGCUAUAGUGUGGGGAGUUAUCGGAGGUGUGCUUGCAGCCAUUGUUCUUUUCUCUGCUGCUGCUGGUUUAGUAUUCUGGUGCAUAUGCAAACGAAAACCAGCUCAGGGUAGAGUACUUAACCAUGGUCAACCAAAUGCAGGUACCGCAGUGAAUCAGCCCGCAUACCCCUACGCUUCAUACUCCACACAAGUUGGCAAUCCAGUCACCAAUCUCUAUCCAGUAGGAAACUACCCAACACAGUACUCAACGGGGACUACCCCACAACCGCAGUAUCAGUAUCAACCCCAGCCUCAAACUGCUUCCUAUCAGGAACCUGAAAAGGUGCCUUCUGCUCCCCCUCCAAGUUAUGACGAAGCGCAUCAGUGAUUCAUUACCCACUUUUAUAGAAAUAAUGAUCGACAUUUGAAUCUCAUAAAGUGCAAAGAAGGUUAUUUUUUCUUUUUAACCACUGUUUCAUCUAUUUAUGUUGACUUGUUUUACAUGUAUCUGUCGCUCAGGUUUUUUUAAUCAAUAUCUAAACAAUGGAUGCAAGUAAGCGUGAACCAUUUUGCUUUUUUCUGAGUAUCAUGCAUUGAUAGAAUAUAUAUAUUGUUAUUUUUGUUACUUGACUUUGCAGCUUAUGGAUAAUCUCUUCUUUUUUGGGUACUCAAAGAUGUCUUACUAAAUGUUUCCAUAAUUAUUUUUUAAAAAUCUGAAAUACUUACACCUUAGAUAUAACUUACUUGAUAAAUAGAUUUACUAAUAACAUAUCAAUCAAAAGAGCCUAAAAUGGACGAAAACCAAAGAUAAGUGAUUAAAAACAAAGUAUCGAUAUGUAUGCAAAUAUAUAGAAGGAACGAAUUAUGUUGGAAUUAACAGGAAUUCAUCGCCUACUAAUAAAACAUUGCUAUGUCUUGAUCAGAAUAUAUGUGCAAAAAACUAUAUAUUUCCGUAAAAACGUAUGUUUUCACAGUUUCCCUACGCAUAACUAUAUGAUACAAAGCAAUUUCAAUCUUGUGUUGCAGCUUCUAACAUUUUACAAUUCACAAGAUCAUAAGGUAUGUAAAGUACGUGAUAAAAAAUGUGAUAUGUAUGUGGUAUAACCAAAGUUUACGAUUAUUUAGCAGUCAAAUGACAUGUAAAACUUAUUCGAGAGUAAAUUGCCGUUUCUUCAAAAUAAAACCCUAAACUUAUUUUGACCUGUGAUAUGCUGUAUUAUUGCCGGUAUAUUAACAUCACUGAUAAAACUACUGAAUUUUACCUGAACGUUUGGCUGAUAAAAUUAAGGCUGUGUCAUAUUUCAUUUGUUUCUUGAAAAGUUAACCUUAUUAUUCAUCUUUAUGUCUGCUUGAUUUACAAGUGAUAAAGGAGGCGAGCAACUGUGUAGAGGAAAAAUUAAAGGAAAGAAAGUGUGUAACACUUAAGGUGCCUCACUACACCUUGAAAUAAAUUCUCAAAUCAGCAGAAAAUUACUUGAUUUUGAUAGAAAGCAUGAUGGAUAAGAAGUAUAUAUAUCAAAUGGGCGAAAAAAUGUGCAAUUUUAAAUAAAAAAGUUCAUUCAGUAAACAUAAACAUAAAGUCCCAGGUGGAUUCAAACUCAUAGCCUGCGGUUCACAAGCCUGAUAUUUUAACCACUGAGCUAUAACGAUAUAUAUCUGAAUCGAUUGAUACAAAGAGUUUAACAAAACAUCUGAAUCGAUUGAUACAAAGAGUUUAACAAAACAUUGAAAUCGUCAUCUUGUGACUUAGUAUGUUAAAAAGUACAAGUGCGGGUGUAGUGAAGUACCUUAAUUUCGUAUUUGUGUUAAAUUUUUAAUUUUUUACAGACUUGUUUAAGGUUAAGUUUAUGAUAAUUUAUUCCAAUUAUUGACCAGAUUUCAGUUAUAUUACAUGUACGUGUACUUUGACAUAAAAUAAAAAAAGUUUGGUUUUAAGUAUGA